AGCCUUCGGCCCUACGGAGGCCGCCCACGGGCCCAGCGAGCGAGGGCGUCGGGAACCGCAGCCAAGAAACUCGGCGGCGGCCGCGAGAGCGGUGCCCGGAACCACGCCUCAGAGCAGCAGCAGCGCGGCGCAGCCGCCCGUUGGCGCAGCCCAGUCGCCCCCGUCCAGCAUGUCCCUGGUCAUGGUGACGCCCGCCGUGGACGACGACUUCCUGCCGGGCUCCAACAACAACGCCGCUGCCGCCACGAACAACAACAACAACCACCACGCGGCGCCGACGCAGCCACCCCAGCCGCAGCCGCCGCCCGAGCCUCCCGACUGGCCGUAUCCGCAGCUUGCAGCACCAGGCGUCCGGGUCGUCCGGCAAGCCCGUGCUGGUGCUGGGCCGGAUGCACUCGGAGCCGGAGCGGUCGCUGCCCCUGGUCGAGUUCAAGACGCUCGAACCUCCCGCGCCGCCGAACUAUCGGUCGUGCCCGGAGAUCGGGCCGCAGAUCCAGGUGGUGCAGUUCACCGGACCGGGAGUCAGCGAGGAGGACGAGUGCUGCCCGGGCUACGACGUCGACGGUGGAGGCGAGGACGGCGGGGGCGGGUUUCGCCGCGCGUCCGCGUGGGGCGCCCCGGGCGGGGCGCCCCCUGCAGGGCCGCGCGGCGUGCGAGCCAGCGGCGCCCUCGCAGCAGCGCCCCCACCUAUGGACCCCGCACACGCGGCUGGGUCUGAGCGCGCGGUUGGAGCACUCGUUCCUCACGCGCACGGUGUCCCGCGAGAGCGUGCGCUGCAGCGCGACAGACGCGGGCCUGCUGCCGGCGUCGUCGUCGCAGCAGCAGCCGUCGUCGCACCAGGCGGCGGGCGCGCCGCUCACCACGUCGCUGCGCCAGCUGCACCGGGACAACGAGAUCGCCGAGAUCGCGGCCGACUCAAUGCGCAUCAAUGGGGCGCUGCGCCACUUCAAACACCUGCGCAAGCCCACCUCGACGCUCUCCAUUCCGGCGGCCAUGAAGGAGUAUCCGAACGCGAACCUGAGUGCUGGGCAGCUUUUCACUGACUGCAACCAAGCGCAGCAGCAUUCGACCGAGAGCGACGGCGCGGGUAUCGCCCUCGUGGGCGUGCACACGGACGCCGGAGUCGGCGGUGGGGGCGACGGCGACCUGCGGCGCUUCCUCAAGGGCGCCUCGGGCUCGCUGUCCGGCAGCGGCGCGCCGGGGGCAGCCUCGGGAGGUUUCGGCCCCGGGGGCCGCUUCCACAAGCCCUCGGUGGGCUACCGGCUGGGCCGGCGCAAGGCGCUCUUCGAGAAGCGCAAGCGCAUCAGCGACUACGCCCUGGUCAUGGCCCUCUUCGGAAUCAUAAUGAUGGUCGUCGAGAACGAGCUCUCCGCCGCGCACGUCUACGAAAAGAGCUCGGUGUACUCGAUGUCGGUCAAAACGCUCAUCACCGUGUCCACUAUCAUGCUGCUCGGUCUCAUAGUAGCCUACCAUGCCUUAGAAGUUCAGCUGUUCAUGAUCGACAACUGCGCGGACGACUGGCGCAUCGCCAUGACGCCUCGCCGGGUGGCGCAGAUCCUGGCCGAGCUUGCCGUGUGCGCCGUGCACCCGGUGCCGGGAGACCAGCGCUUCACGUGGACCACCAAGCUGGCCAACCACGGGAACCGCGUGCGGUCGCGCGACGUGCCCGUGGACGUGACGCUGUCGCUGCCCAUGUUCCUGCGGCUGUACCUCAUCUGCCGCGUCAUGCUGCUCCACUCGAAGCUAUUCACGGAUGCCUCGUCGCGCUCCAUCGGUGCGCUCAACCGCAUCAACUUCAACACGCGCUUCGUGCUCAAGACCCUGAUGACCAUCUGCCCCGGCACGGUGCUCCUCGUCUUCAUGGUCUCCCUCUGGAUCAUCGCCUCCUGGACGCUCAGGCUAUGCGAAAGGUACCACGACGAGGAGCAUGCUAACUUGCUGAACACCAUGUGGUUGACGGCAAUCACGUUUCUCUCCGUGGGCUACGGAGACAUCGUGCCCAACACGUACUGUGGCAGGGGCAUCGCGGUCACCACGGGACUCAUGGGGGCCGGUUGUACAGCCCUGGUUGUUGCUGUGAUAGCGCGAAAGCUGGAGCUCACACGAGCCGAAAAGCACGUCCACAAUUUUAUGAUGGACACUCAACUGACGAAAAGGUUGAAAAACGCUGCGGCCAACGUAUUACGAGAGACGUGGCUCAUCUACAAAAACACUAGGCUUGUGAAACGUGUGAACCCUUCCAAAGUGAGAGCGCACCAGCGCAAAUUCCUCCUCGCAAUCUACAGUCUCAGAAAGGUUAAAAUGGACCAAAGGAAGCUUAUGGACAACGCAAACACAAUUACAGAUAUGGCAAAGACUCAGAAUUCGGUGUACGAGAUAGUGUCGGACAUGAACGCGCGCCAGGAGUUGUUCGACGAGCGGCUGGCGACGCUCGAAGAGCGGCUCGCCGCCAUCCACGAGCAGCUCGAGGCGCUGCCGGAGGCCGUGGCGCGCUCGUGCGGCGCGUACUACGCUGCCGCGCCGCAGCCACAGCCGCCGGCGUCGAGCCAGUCCUACCCGCCGGGCUCGAUGCCGCUGCCGGAGUGCGGCGCCGCAGUGCUGGGGCCGCAGCAACAGCCGCUGCCGCUACAAGCACCACCGCUGCAACAGCAGCCGCUGCUGAAUCAGCCCCGCCACACGCACCUGCACCCGGACGACGCGGCGUCGCUGAGCAGCCGGCCGAGCUGGUCCACCGUCAACCUGUCCGCAGGCGGCGGAGCGGGAGGAGGUGGCGGCAGGCUGGGAGUCCUGCAGCCGCCCAUGGUGGCGCGCUCGGGCUCCACCGAGAACUGACACGACGAAGAGGGCGACGAGCAGUGGAGCCCGCCGUCUGCCUGGCGGCGACAGGAGCCCAGCAACGCGGAUCAAGACGAGCGCGAGGUCGAGCAGCCUCUGUUGUCGCCGUCGCCGCCACCGCCUACGCCGCAUCAGCAGCAGCAGCAGCAGCAGCAACCGUCGCUUCCGCCGACAGCCGUCGGCCCCGCCGGAGACCCGUCCUCAGCCGCGCUACGCUGUUCCGCGCGCCGUUGCCACGAUUGGGGCGGCGGCGCGCGACGCUGGCCGGUUUGAGAUAGGUCUCCGGCUCGGCUUGUUCUGUCCCCCUGCGUGACUCCGAGCGAUCCUUUUUACAUUUUAUUUAGCGCCAAACCACCGCUGUAAUAGCUAACGCUUUACCUGCUCCUGCUGGGCUGUGCGGGACAGCAUCUCUAGGGCGGGUGUUGAUUUGGUUGCGUAAUGUGUAUGUCAUACGGGAGGGCAUGAAGCCUUCGCGACAAGAAAAGAGCUUUAAUCUUUGUACAUCCGGUGUUAGUCGCGACGAAGGAGACCUUGUCCUUUGAAUUUAGUGGAAUGCUUUGUAUGCCUGAGCAGCCGAAACAAGUACACCACUGUUACCGCCCUCGACAACAUCCCUCAGCGGAUUCGUUAUAAAAGGAACGUACUGAGUGAGCAUGCCGGUGCCCAAAGUUUACUAUAACGAUGUCUUCCAGAAUUUGUUGGUUAACUAAAGAGAUGUACUUCAAGAGCUUCCGCGCAUUCCGAGAUGACUAUAGAGAAGCGCUUCCCUUCGCUACGUCAGGAGCGGAGCUGACGGAAACUUAAAAAGGAAACAUGUACACAUUGCCUCAUAUAUGUGACAUGUCGCAUGACUUGACGAACGUGAACGGAGAUUAGCACGUGUUCCUCGAUCGUUAUCAACCUGAAGUACGUGAAAACUAGAUUGUGACAGCCGAUCUUUAAGGUCGAUUUGUUCGGCACCAUAGCAGUGGUUCUGACUGCUUAAAUUUGACAGCGUUGAUGAGAUGAGGGCCUUCCUGGACUGAAGAUGUCGUAUAGCAUCCGUUUUAUCAUGCACGAUUAGGAACGGCGACAUUUCAGAUGCAGUUUACAUAUUCGAAAGGUAAGAUAAGAUUAUGGAACGUUUACUAAAACCCCGCAUAGCGUACACCACGUUUCGUUUCCGAGAAGAAAUAUUAAGUGCCCGUACUUAACUGAAAGUGAGAAGAGUACCCAUCACAAGAAACGCUUACCUAUCAGGAAGGAAGCAUAAUUCCCGAAUUCGCCACUGCACCUCGAUUCGUCUCGGUACCUAUAGUGGAGGAUUGAGCGCGCUUUUCGAAUGAAGCAAUCUGGGCGCUCCGCUAAACGUCCCAGGCGAUUCGAGAGCUAUAGUUUCGCAAUAGGAGGUUUCAACUUCCGCGAAAAAAAAAAAAAAAUUAUCGAAGGGAUGUGUGUUUCCCUAGCAACUCGUCGUUACGGGACUUGUCGUCAAGCAACGUUCUCGAAGCGCAUGCAACGAUUCAGUCACCAAAUCCACUCGAGUCGAUUCGAUACGCGUUGCGAAUGCGGGACUCAGAGAUGUCCUCACAGCCCAGUAAUGCCCAGCGCCGUUCUUAUAUAGAUUAUAGUACCCACGCUUGCUCGCGCUGGCUUCGUGCAAUCUUCGACGGUGCAUCAACUGUCCCUCCUGCCUUGACUGCUGCUGCUGCGCUGCGCCAAAGAAAAGAGAAGAAAGACAAAAAAACUCAGCGCGUCGUUUUUGUGUUGUGCGCUUAUGUCGAUCGUGCCGCUGUUGUGCCACCGUCUCCUGGGACGAAAACUUUUUUCGACGUGGCUCCGACAGCCAGUGCGAGUAGUGUUGCGGUACUCAGAGUGAGACUGUGUGCUCGACUGACCGCGACAUCGAAUCAACUCGUUUACACACAAGAGUCUUCGAGUGUUUUGUUCGUGACGUAACCGGGGGCUAGACCUGUAAUAUGUAUAGCCCUUCCUUCGUCGUCUGUGUAUACGGAGCGGAGGUGAAGCACGUAUAACACGCUGAAUCAAAAGAAAGAAAGAAAUCGUGAAUGUAUAUGACCGACUGUAAUAUUAGCGUUGAUCUCGGUAUGUGCCGCGUCUAUCGCCUGUCACUCCCGGUGACCAGCACUUUGUUUUGUUUUUGUUUUUCCAGCGUACCUCGAUCGGCGUGUGAGAGUGAAGGUACAGGUCGUCCGCAGAGUGAUUGUGGUCAUGCUUACGAAGAUAGCCUGUACACGGCUUUACCGUUGUUAGGGUAUAUACAUUGUUAUGCAGGCAUGCGCAAACGAGGGCUGCACAGGUUCCGUUUUACUACGUUCAGGUUGCUGUACUUGUGCCUGCUUUGUUGCCUCCUUUCUUUCAUGAGUUCUUUACUUUAUUGUUGCUGUUACUACUUACCUAAGCGUAAAACUUUAAAGCAAACAGUUACAAUUAUAAAGCGACUGCUUAUUAUUUAGAGUGGCAUAGCUUGUUAAGACGUAUAUACAGAAGUACUGCUCAGUUAGUUGUUACCCUGUUGCUUCCUUCUGAGUUGCGUUCUCUGACUCCGUAACUUGGAUCGCUAGCUGGCUAAAGAAAUUCACUGUUAAGCCUAACAACCUUGAGAUAUAGAAAGACCUCUUACGCCGAAACCUAUAGCAUUCCAUAAAGAAUCCUCGUACUGAUCGGUAACAGUGUCCCCCGAGUGGGCACAAAACGAUUUGUACGUAUUUUAGAAAGGUCUUAUAUUCUGUGUUGUUCGCUUUACACUUGCGUUGUAGGACUGUAGUUGUGUGUUGCAGUCCUUAGGCUUUUAAAAGCUACACGGUACGCGUGCGUUGUUGUUGUUUUUUUUUUUAAUUUUUUCCUGUCAAAAGUUUCGAACCCUCUUCAGUAGUGACAAAAUAUGUCGUCGGGCCGUAUAGCUCAGGAGACAAAACAGUGCUCUUCCUAUGCCGGUCUCCGGAUCUGUCGAGUAACAGAAGAUUUUCGUUCCGGAAUGCUGCACGAUAUCAAAUGGGGUUAACUCUUCAAACUCCGUUACACGAGACUUAUAGAAAGACUAUAAACAUUCUUAAGCUUAUAGAUCGUCUGCAAGCCUUCAUUUAAUGAGCCUACAGAUAGUAAACCUCCUAUGAAGUCUGCAGAUCGAUAACCCUAAAGACCACCAUGAUGUCUAUUCAUAGUCUAUAGAUAGCGCCCGCGUCUGCUGGCUAUUGUUCAUAGAAAAUCUUCAAAUGAUUUGAGUGUUUGUUCACAAUAAGUAUCGCAAUAGAUGAUUGUCAACGUCGGCGGACACUAGUGAUUUUCUGUAUACAAAAGACAAAAGUGAAAGCCUAAAGAAAAGCAAAAUAGUUAGCUAAAAGUGUAUAAAGUGUGUAUAUCAAUUCUUAAGGCCUGUCCGCGAGAGCUUCAAAGCUUACGCCAGAGACGGUGCUUUUUGCUUAAAAGUACUGGCAACCACUACUUUGAUGAAAGUGAGUUUUAUGGCCGUGAUGACAGCCCUUACCCUUCACGAUGAAAAAGAUCCAAGGAAUGCACUUUAAACGUGUAAUGUAUCCCCAAUCUGCUCAGAGCGAUAUAUGAGUAGGUAGACUAAAAAAAUAUUUAAGCAAGAUCAGGCCACACGCGAGAGUGCAGAGGCUUUCAAGGAAGCCAUAAGCUACACGAUGAAAAAGAUCCAAAGAAUGCACUUUAAACGUGUAGUAUAUCCCCAAUCCGCUCGGAGCGGCAGAUGAGUAGGGAGGCUAAAAAAAUAGUUAAGCAAGAUCAGGCCACACGCCAGAGUGCAGAGGCUUUUAAGGAAGCCAUAAGUCUUGGGAGCGGCGCGGUAGUACUUUCAAUUGAGAAUUGUCGGUGCGACAUCCGGAACUUAUACGCAUGCAAAAGAAAGUCGGCGGGAAGACGGGCUAUUUGACGUCAGUUGACUACUAAAUCUAUAUUCACAAAAGUUGAAAAUAUAUGUAAGGGUAUCUAAUAGCAUGCCUGUACGCUGCCUUCUGACUUAUGGCCUUCAACAUUAUAUUUGCUACGAUCCAUAAAUUGUUUAUAAACUGCUUUCGUGUGCAAAAUUUUGCCUGGAAGUUUCUUUGCGCCAGAAGUGUACACCAAGAGAGAUAGACCAAUAGCAAAUAUUUGCAUUCGUCCAUUGUCUUAUAUGUUUGCGGAAACAAUAAAUUUUGCGAAAGCAAAGAAACAAACAAAAAGAAACGCGAACACGAGGGAACACACGUUGUCAGGGCAAACUCACAUCUACCAACGCUUUUCCUGUCGGUGCACUAACGCAACCGCGUUUUUUAUUAUUUUUUUCGCGCCAUGCAUCUUGAUUCAGCAUAUCUGACCAAUUCGCUCAACUUACAGAGCUCCAGGUUUCGAAUGGUCUAUAUGAAAGUAAGGUAUAGAUACGCGAGUUAACAGAAAUGCCUAUAUGAAUGCGCUCAGAAUUUGUAACUGAGAACAUGGAGACGUCGACGCGGGUAUGAUUCCCAAUCGCGGCGGCGGCCGCAUUUGAGUGGUGCAACAUGCAGAAACAUCCGCGUUCUUAGAUUUAGGUGCACGUUAAAGAACCGAAGCUUUGCAGAAUUGAUCCGGAGUCCCACAGUACGGCGUGCUUCACAAUCGUACCGUGGUUCCGGCAUGCAGAACCCCGCAAUUUAAUCAAUUAAUCUAAUUAAUCUGUCAUCAUAAUAGCAGGACCUAUAGGCACGCCGGUAGAUCUCAAACUCUUUCUAAAGUAUAAAAGAAAUAGUUGUCUUUUUUUUCCCCCCGUUCACGUUCCGAAGUCGGCAUGCUGUUUCCGCACUUUGUGCAUGAGUCCAUCAGAAGGACCGAAGCGGCUUUCAACAAAAGCCUCGACUUCCGUACCUCGUGGGGCAAAACAUAAGCUUCCUUUGAAGCGCGUGAAGAGUUUUACGACUCUCAUACGAUCUCGGUUUUAUAACUACCGGCUUUUCCUUAUGUCUUCAGCACGAUCAUCAUUGUACACAGCAGCUUCCUGUUGUUAAGCCGGGUCAGCGUAUAGGAGCUAGGACCAGAGUGGUGUUUACUUUCGGUGGUUUAUGUACUGCCGGGAUCACUUUAUACGCUACCGCUGAUGGCCUGGUAAGCUUCGUAAGCCUCUGGAUUAGCGUUUUACGGUGUCUUCGCUCGACUUGCCACUAGAUUAAGUCCCCCAUAACCUCGGCUACUUUCUUUGGAGUUUUCUUUUUUUUUAGUUCAUAUCUUGAGGAACUUAGUGUCGAUAAGGAAAGGAGAAUGUGUUGGUCUAUACACUUUUUACAGAAGAUGUAGCAGCAAAACGAUACAUUCGACUGGAAGAAUGGAAGUAACUUGUGGAGUUAUAGCCGCUUAAAACCGUUAACACUACUUCUUCUUCAAGGGUUCCUAGAAAGAGAUAGUGUUUCCAGCUCACGUUUCUAGAACAGCAGUUAGAUAAGUCUUAACGCUAACAAAAGGCCCGGCGGGUCGUAAACGAGGCGAAAACAAAAUGCAGUCCCGUCACUUUCACGUCUAGCCAACAACAUCGGUGACGUAACAUUAUUCUUACACUUCUGCUUAAUUAGAAUUUAGGAACUUAAACGUGGUUCAUUUUUCAUUCGAACGUGCACAAUUAUCAAGUCUUGAUCGGGUAGCUUUCACGAACCCUCAGGCAGGAGAAAGGUUCGUAUUGGGGGAACUGCACCGCGAAAUCUUAUGACGUCACAACAAAUACCACGAUUUGGGGUCUCAGCUUCAAAAGACUUGUCAUCAUAUUCUGCGCCAGUGUGGAGGGUUAUUGUUUUUUCACUCAAUAAAUAAAGGGAAUUUUGAAGGAGCUAUCGAUAUCUAGGCCAAUUUUGCGAUGUAUCAGAAGCAGCCCGUUAAAGGGACUUAAGUGGUGCUAAUUAAUCACGAAUCGGGAGUAGCUUCUUGGUCAGGCAUACUAUAACGUUCCUUCGUUUCGCCUCAGUAAUUCAUCACGAGGACGUACUGUUCUUAACAUUCACCCAAACCGAGCCACAGCACGCUGAAAGGAAGCAAAAAGGCGGAACUACGCCGCCCAGCGAAGUCAAUUCGAGCGAAGUCAAAAUUCGGAAAGCGUUCGAUGGUCGUCAAUUCGCGGGCAACCAACCGUUUUCCGGGCGCUUUACUUUCGUUUACGUGGCCUGCCAUCCUCGAAAAGGCCCUAUACCGAAAGUGUUUUUCCUUCAGAAGAGCCAUUUUUCUGCGCGCCCUACGACCUUCGACCACGUCAAAAUAGCUGCGCAUCGAGGCAUGGCCCUAUAAAUAUUGAGUACCUUUUCUCCUCCGUUCCCCUUACACGCACGCAUCGGGCUAAAUUGACUGGCCGACGCGCAGUCGACGUGCUUACCGGCUCCUGUGUCGCUGGCUUUCUUGGAGUGGAAAGCUAUAUUUUCUUUCUGGCCAUUCAGAAAUGCCGUGUUUCUUUUUUAAUUCUCUGUUCUACCUUAAAUGCGCUUACCUUAUAUUGGCUUCCGUCGCAAUAGUGGGUUCCUUCAGUGGUGUACCUACACCAGCCGGUUUGCCUUCUUAUUUACUUUCUUUUUAUUUAUAUGUGAAAGCAUGGGAUGGUAGUGCGUACAGGCCAUAAAGCUAUGGUCUCUUAGCGCAAAAUAACGUUUUCUUGCGCUAAGUGAUCAUAGCCCAGCAACAGCAAGUACUUCUGGAGGGGACGGUAGGCAGAGUUAGUGCCGGCUAUGCAAACAUCAUGAAAUUUGCACUGAAUUAACAAAAAAAAGCAAGAAAAGGAAUGGCAAAAAUAAACAACAAGAUAAUCAAUGCACGCGUAAUUUUAAAUGCUCAUGUUGGUCGGGGUUAUAGCGAAUGCUGUAGUCGUGACGUAUACGCUUACGUCAUUGAACAGUUCUUGAAAAACCCGGAAAGAGGAGAAAAGCCCGAAAAACGCUGUAUUUGCCACAAAAUUUGGGCUGCAAUAUAUUAUUCGUAGCAAGCAGAUAUAGUUUUAAGAUCUCUGCUGUUGCUGUUUUCUACAAGUCCGGUGGUCGGUAUAGCGACGUUGAUGUGGUAUAUACCACAAAUUACGGAACACGAGCUUCUCGUUGUGCGGCUGUGUUGUGCUCUUGCAUUUUGCUCUUUGGCGUUGCUUGCCACUGGUAUGGUGUGAUGUCACUGAAAUUUACCUCAUUCAGUGCUCGCCGUGAAGUUACGGCGUGGUUAUACUGUCUUGUCAUAUUUCGCACUGCGGCAGAAUCUAUAGUCUUUGGUUGUUAUUGUUGACUUUUUUUUUUAAUCUACUCCCUCCGAUGAUCAUUUCUAUGUUAUCUCUCCAAACCACUGUAUAACGUGUACGUGCCUACCGAACUUUUUUUUUAGGCGUGGCGGCAGGAUAGGCGGAUAGUGAGGAACAAAUCAAUAUGGCGGCAGGCCUGGGGCGGCGCAGCGAGCUAAAUGAGUGAGACAUUUAAAAAAAAAAACAGAAAAAGUGGGAACUUGGGUAAACUUGACGAGACAUGUACCUCCGAGCUUGUUCAUCUCAUAAAGCAUUCCUCGACGCGGUGUGACACUGUGAAGUGCGUAGAGAAUUUAUGUACGGACUGAAGCGUGUAUAUUUUUUCUUAGGGCUCUGUAAACCACGCUGUGCAUUUUUUUUUUCUUUCGCAUGGACGGACAAGGUUGUUUUCACGUCUCGACACCGAACUAUUACCGAGUGGUGUUUUCCACGUGUUUAUCUUCUUUCUUCUUCCUCUGUCCUCUUCAACUUCGUUCGAUUCAACCGGUGAAGCGACAGAGAUGUGUGUGUUGUUGAGAGGAAAGAAACAGCGACUGGCGUUGUGAAUAGCGUUGUUGUUGAUGUUGUUGCCGAACUUUCGUGUGUGUGUGUGUGUGUGUGUGCGUGGUGUAUGUGUGCUUGCAUAUUACGUGGCUGCGUUUUUUUGAAAAAGAGGGGUAAACGAAAUGCGACAGCCUGAGAAAUCGGUGUAAAAAAAAGACAAGGAGAGAAAUAUAUUACACGGGUGUGCAAGAAGAGACGACACGUGUUGUGACAUGUACUACACCUGUGGCAAAUGUGUAAAGGUGAAGAAAAAAAAUGCGUGGCGGCCGUCCAUACCGUUCAACAGGUGACAAUGCGACACCCACACACAUACACACAUACAGCAACUCUUUAAUUACUUAUACGCGCCUAACAAAAAGAAGAAAUGGUAAGGUCGUGGGUGCGUACACGCCAGGGUUGUCCGCACACUGUAUAUGUGGCAAGAAAGGAGGAACAACCUACUUAUUACCUAAAGGAGCUCGAGCGUACUUCCUAUAUAGUUAUAGCUAACCGACUUAGCAUCGAAGAAACGAAGACUCUUGUACAUAAUAUAUAGCUGCUGUGGUGACGUCAUCACUUCCACUCCCUCUUUUCUCUAUCGCUCUCUAAUCUCUAUUGCUCAGUUGCCGCGACGCGUAGUUAUGUGCUUGUCGCGACGAGAGUCGAUGGCUGAGCGUUUUCGCGCGGUGUUAUAUCACCGCGGCACGCUAAGACAGUCGUACUUGCAACGCCUCUCUGCCUUUGACGUUAAAAAAGAAGAUAAUUCUCUUUUAUCUCCCACCUGUAGAUAUCGGUUCUUCCAGCUUCCGCAUUAUUUUUUUUUAUACGCUUAUCUAGUUCGUUCAAUGACUUGGCCCCUCACUGCACGCGCUGUUGUUGCUUCGCUUUACGUUCUCGCGCUAUAUAUCUGUUCUGCCGAGACAUUGAAAGUUAGCACUUACACAAAAGCUAUCGUUAUGCCCCGCGUGGGGCUUUCGAUGCGCUGGACAGCUCCCAGAUUGUCUGCGUAUACCAUGGAAUCGGAACAAUGUUGGGAACCGUCGUUGAAGCUCACACAUCUAUAGGUAAUUUAAUUGGGGGUUUAUAUUCCAAACGUUCACGCACUGGAACAGCCCGCAGGAUCAAGCAUCAGCCUACUGUAACCUUCGACAAAUUAUUAGCAAAGGCUAAUAACUUAGCCUUAGGAAAUAUACUAUAACGAGCCAUUGGAAAUAUACUAUCACGAACGAAAAAUCUACGUUAAUUUGGUCCCAGAAUUAGAAAGUAGUAGGAGAGGAGCUUUUUUUGCAUCCAAGUAUAUAAUAGAAUUUUACUUUGUUUGCAUUUCCAUCAUCGUGGUUAGGUUAAGCCACGGCGAAAUUACUUCCUGAAGUAUAAUUUAUCAUAUUACGGCAAGCGCUGGGUUUUCUUUUACCUUGAUUAUAGCGAUGCUCCUCGGGAAACCAAGGGCAGAGCUCCUUAUUUGCUUCCUCGACUAAAAAUAUUAUAACAACCACGAUAAGACGCUUCGUUUAUUUCCCGGACGACGCCCGCGCUCAGGUUUUUAUUGUUUCAUUUUUUUUUCCUUUUUUGUUAUUUCGAUCGUACCUCCUAAUCCACCUUAUAGUUUCUUUCCGCGUUCUUCCUUUCCGUAUCGAUAAUCGGCAAUACGGUUUCUAGUCACGUGCUCUUCCUCACCCACGCUUCUACUUUCACGGUUUGCCGAGCUCGAGCUAAACUUAAGUAUGAGCAGAAAGUUCAGGGACCUCGCUUCAUCAGCAAAUCAGCAUCAGCCUACCUUUCCAUUACCAGAUUUGGUCUCCAUGCGAAGUUAACGUAUCUACGCUUCUUCGUCCGUCUUUCCUUUCUCUCUUCCCGCUCCUCCUAGCUUCGUUUUUUUUUUUUUUUUCUAGAUUAGCAAUCCCUCUGCAAUACGCGAGCUUAACCACCCAAGUACGUGCCAAUUUUAGGGCAGCAGCUUACAGCGCUCACUUCUUGGAUUACUCGACUCUCGGAUCGUCGCUCACUCGCAACCACCGAAGUAGCUUCUGGCGUUAUCAUCAUUACGUUCAGCUUAUUAGAGAUUCCCGCGAUAUCGCUAUAUAGACACACCUUUAUCGCUUCUCUUUCGGACUCGACUAUAAACCUGAGUAACGUCAGGUUUCCAGUGCGACAUCUAGACUACAUUGCACUCGAGGUCAGCCUCGCUAUAGCGUACUUAUUCUUUGAUCUUGACCCCGCACAGUCACGCGCGCGCAUCAUAGAGUUAACACCUUUUUACACUAAGAUGUAUGUAACUAACUUGCCGCCAUUGCCAUCGAUCGCUGUACGUCUUCGUUAAGUUGCUAGCUUUUCUUUCAUUCUGCGCUAGUGAAACAGCAUCUGUAACAAAAAGAAAACAAUAGACGCCUAUUCAGUAAUACACCUUGUUGAGUUGAGGAAAAAAAAAUAUUCAGCAUGUAUUGAUAGCAGUUCAAGUUAUAGUUCGCUGAUUCAAACUUGAGAAAGAGGCCGGACAUUUUCUAUACCUUGACUUUGAUCGACCAAAUGUAGUUGUACUAAACUCGGAAGAAGGAAAACGUUUCGCUGUACAGAGCUAUUUUUCGGUGAUACCUAAAAGGAGCGACACACGGACUAAACACGGCUUAUGGCACACGAUUACGGGCCCUUGACACACCUGCAACUCUAGGCCACUGCGUUUUUCAUGGGCUGCCCGUACAGGUAGGCAGGUACAGGUUUUUCCCAUGCCUUUAUUUUUGCUUUUAUUCUUAUCGCAACAAUGGGAAUGAAUUUUACUGGCGCUGCCCGUACGACCUAAGACUAAGGUGGCCGCUAAAAAAUCUUGCAGGUUCCCGACGUAUACCCCAGUCUGUACUCUCAUGGAUCCUUACUUUAUUUUAGUCAGUCGUGCAAAAAUUUACGGCAUGCUGUGGCGAACAGGUAGCGAAAUGUUCCGUUUGCCUGGUUGAUGUGUUACCUCGCUGCCAGAAUCUUUAAAAGAAAAAAAAGAUGGAGAGAAGAAGAUAUUGCGGCCCUAUAUAUUAACUGCUCGAGCUACACAGCUCUUAAACACGCUCUUCGUGCUUUUAAAAGCAGUCGACCACUCCACGCUGUUUUAGAAGUGUGCCCGCAAAAUGAUACUGUUCCUCUCGCAAACGCACGCGUUCUUCGUUAGCAAAAACCAGAGGGGAUUCCCCACUACAGACAGGCGUGUAAUAUAUGAAAGCUUUAGUGCGCUUCGCUUCUCCUUAGGCCAUCGUCGCUGCGCCGUCGUUAUGUGCACGCGCCGCGCUCCUCUUCUUCGCAAGAAGGGAUUCUUUCUAUAAAUAUAUAUACAUACAAUAUAUUUACAUGCGCAUACUAUACAUAAGCCUAUACGUUACUCCCUAAAAGAUGCGCACGGGGGCGUCUUGUACAUGUGGCAAAAAAAAAAAUCAAAAGCUGAGAAAACAAAAAAAAAAAGGAACACCUUUCUCGGGGGAUUUGAAACAAAACAAAACUGCUGCGAUUGUCGAAGGUCGGGGAAGCUUUGUACGGCCCUCUUCGAGUCUGUAUUGUGUGCCUUUUUGCUGUUUUUCUUGAGCAUAUUUUUUCAUAUAACGUUGUACAGGAGAAAAAAAAUAACCACUGUAGAAAGUAGGGAAUAAAGAAGAAAAAAAAGGUUGAAACAUUGCCCAGCCCGGCAGGCAUGCGUUCCUCAACAAACAAACAAAAAUACAAAGAUCCACGAGAAGUUAGCCUAUUAUUUCGGGCCCGCCUGAUGCUUUCUAUACGCGCGGAAUUGCUGUUGUUUCUGGUAUGGCCCUUGGCAUUGUGAGCUCACGCAGCUUGUUCAGGUUGGAUGCCUGGAAAUGACGUAGGAAAUGUAAAACGAGGUCAACUAAAGCGAAACACGACUACCCAAGGGUAUUAUUUGGACUAUUGGGAGCUCUACGCAAGAUUUUAUACACGAAGACAAGUUAUGUGAUGCUCAGAGACGAAGUGACUUUGUCGUUAUUUGUGUAAAGAAAUAUGGUGUUGUUGGUGUUUUCUUCGUCUGCACGUAGGCGGGAUUCUGUUGUUGUGUCCGUAAGAGCUGUCCACAUACGCUUGCCUUUCUGUCGUCUUUGUGUGUCAGAUGAGUCGACGUCACGGUUGUCUUUUAUGAAGUUGAUACGUGACUUCACCUACGUGCAGCGCAAGCGUGCACUCGCCUAUCGUGCUCUACGGACUAUUAAAUCUAAACUUGGAGCAGAAAAGAAAAGUGAGAAGAGUUAGGCCUAACUUUGAAGCUAGGCCUAACCUUGUGGGUUAGGCAAUGGGUGCACGUGAAUGAGUUUCAAGUUGAGUCACGGUUGGGUAAUUGAUUAGUGUGAGAGAGUGGAGGUCGGGGUCAUCAACCCUUCUAUGCGAGACAAGAAAAAUGUUCGUUAAGGCACUCUCGCAAUAUUCACACGAUGAGACAAACAAAUUAACAAGAACUGUAGCUGCGGCACAUAUUUUCCUCUUGCCUUCUUUCUUUAAGCCAACCGAUCAUGUGUCGAAUUUGAACCCGUGCAUCCAACUCGAACUCGCUUUUCAGGAGCUUUGAAAGACAGGCACAGAUGAUGAUGAUGAUGGUGACCGUUGACCAAGCGCCGCUCUGCGUCAGUUUCGCGCACUAUCUUUUGCUCUUUCUGCGUCGGACGUAUUGCAUGCGUUGAACGGGGCUCGAAGCCGUGUGUUGUUCGCGCCGCAUUCGCGCAAAGUUUUUUCCUCUAUCAUUUAAAGUAGAGCAUUUUCUUUCGCUGCAGGCAAUGAGAGAAAAAAAUUGCGAAGAAAAGGGGUAAAAAACAAAAGCAAAAUAUUGCCUCAAGUCUAAGCCCUCGAACACAACACUCUAUUACUCUAUAACCUCGUUCUUCGUCUUCUCGCUCUUGAAAUAUUGCUGAAGCAGUAAGAGCGUGACAGUUACCUUUUAUUUUUCUUCACUUCGCGUGUAAAGCUAUGGUUAUAGUUUUCGUCAUCGACGUGUGUUUUAAUUAGAGCCCGAUGGUCGUCGCAAUGAGUAUACACACACAUCUGGUGUUGUUACGUUCUUCUAAUUCGUUUUUUUUUUGUUUUUUUCUGAAGUCGCGAGCAUUUGAUGGUAAGCACGAGCACUUUCGUGCGCCCGUUCUCUGCGAGAUUCUUUCUUCCUCACUUUCGUUUUUUAUUUAUUUUUUCGUCCUCCUUCUUCAUCUUCUUCUUGUUCGGGUGUUCUCAGCGGGAUGUUGUAUUCGGGCGCCUUUCCGAGAGUUUUCACAGGUCACCAGAGGUUCGUGUACAUUCUUGGUGGCCACGUUUUUUCAAGACUGUGCUGCUGUCACCAAUGGAGGACAGGAGGCUCUGUUAUUAAAGAACAAUUUAAGAGAAAAAAAA
Molecule: messenger RNA, 15943 nt
Organism: Rhipicephalus sanguineus (brown dog tick)
Lineage: Eukaryota; Metazoa; Arthropoda; Arachnida; Ixodida; Ixodidae
Gene: SK
Product: small conductance calcium-activated potassium channel protein
Exons: 10
Coding region: 919-2832 (637 amino acids)
Biological process (GO): potassium ion transmembrane transport
Cellular component (GO): neuronal cell body; neuron projection; plasma membrane
Molecular function (GO): calmodulin binding; small conductance calcium-activated potassium channel activity
Source: RefSeq, a predicted model, not a curated record